Messenger RNA from Neodiprion fabricii, 2447 nucleotides. RefSeq lists its product as uncharacterized. The coding region runs from base 213 to 887 and encodes 224 amino acids. Lineage: Eukaryota; Metazoa; Arthropoda; Insecta; Hymenoptera; Diprionidae. Gene Ontology annotation, biological process: regulation of tube size, open tracheal system; septate junction assembly. Gene Ontology annotation, cellular component: membrane; septate junction. The record is from RefSeq and is a predicted model, not a curated record. The transcript is spliced from 2 exons.
GCGGUAGUCACACACAUGCAAGCAAUUCACUCGCACGGUGUUGUUUAAAUAUCAAGUAUGGCGGCUGACAAGGUAAACUGAAUACAUCCAGGGCGUGGUUCAGUUAUUCGAAGUCGGGAUUGAGUGCUUCAUGUAAUUCAAAACACCUGUAUCGAAAACUGUGUGACUUUUAUUUAGUAUUUUAUAAAUAAUCAAGUAAACACACGAACACGAUGAGCACCACGUUGAAGAAGAGAAGUUUGUCCGGCAAUGUGGGAGUGGUUGUAUUUUUGAUAGGUUUAGUGUGCAUCUGCGUGAGUUUUGGCACCCCAGCGUGGCUUGUAAGUGAUUAUCGGAUACCGGGAGCACAAUUGGAUAAACUGGGCUUAUGGACCCACUGUUUCCGAUCUCUGGCAAAUCCAAUAGAGGCUAACCCUCGACGCUAUUUCGUCGGAUGCAGAUGGGUCUACGAUCCGUUCACAGCGGGCUACUCGGAUAUCCGAGGAUUCCUUUUGCCUCCUUUUAUGGUAGCAACGCAGACUUUCUUUACUCUGGCUUUCUUGCUGUCAAUCGUGUCAUUUGGAUUGGUACUGCUGUAUGCUCUUUGCAGUGACCCUGAGCAACGACAUUAUAUUCUAUUGAUACAAAUAAUUAGCUACCUACUGCUGGUCGCUGGAAUUAGCGGGUGUUUAGCUGUUAUUAUAUUUGCAUGCCUUGGCAACACUGACCAUUGGAUGCCUGGGCAUGUGAACAACUUUUUUGGUUGGUCAUUCGGAUUAGGUGUUGUUGGAAGCGUUGUCUUGCUGAUAGCUAGUACUUUAUUCUUUGUCGAAACUAAUAUUCAGCGCAAGAAACGCGAGUAUCUUAAAGAAUCCCAAACGCGCUUCCAGCUGGAAUCUCAGGCCUAAGCUUUGAUUGUUUAUGUUCGUAAAUAAUUGUAAAAAAGUCCAGUAAUUUCGCAGCAGCUUUUAAUUCGAGAGGGUUUAACCCAGGGUAGAAAUUUUUUCUUAGUACAGUAUUUAUAGAUAGUAUUUAUGAGAUUUUAUCUUGCUAAUACCUCAUGGACUAUUUAGCAUCAGUCGACUAUUUGUAGAUGCAAGAAUAGCUGGAAACAUAUGAUGCUGUGCAGAAGCUAAACGAAUUGCAAUUUGUUUGUUGUUGAUGUUAUCUUUAAAAAUUCAUCGUAACAAUGAAAAUUAUUUUUAUUUCCUUUGACAAAGACGAAGCACUAAGAUGUCAGUCAAUCUUUAAUAUAAAUUUCUUAUACCCUCUUAUAUCACUAGUUAUAUGUGAGGUAAUUUUGUCUACAUUUUAAACUAACCGUAACAACAAAUUUCGACAGGAUAGUUUCCGAAAUGUACUUGAAGUAAACUUGUAGUGCGUUAUCUUUGUCCAAUUUUAAAAAACAGUUAAUAGCGCUGUGAUAAAUUUUUAAAAGUAAUGUUGACAAAAAACAAAAUAGUUCACUUUUCCCUGGUCUUAAGCUAGGUUGAUCAAAUUUGAGUAGUGCGCUUAAGAAACACUACGUUUAAGAGUUUAGGAUGAAAUGAGACAAAGAUUCAAAAUAGUUGCAAUUCAAUUUUUGGAUUGACAGAUGGGAAUUGCAUAUAAAAAAUCACUGUGAAAGUUUAAAGGCCAUGAACCAUAAGGAUUUUUUACUUGAACUAUAUCAAAUUAUACGAUAACGCAUUAUUCAGUAUAUAAAUAUACUUUAUAUUUAGCUCACAGUUAGAUUAAGUUUUCGUACUGUUCAGAAAAGUUAUAUACAUGGGCCAAUUCUAAUAUGAUUGAAGAAGAUCAUAUCUUUUGAGUCUGAAAUUUUUUUUUCUGUAAUGUUAACGCACCAUGAUCACAGAUCAUUCCGUCUUAAAUAUUAUCCGUCCGUAUGUUAAUUAUUUGUUAAUUGUCUGUAUCUAUAAGAACCGUCCGUAGUUUCGUAAGUAUAGAGUUAAGCAGUGAAAAGUAUUAACAUUUUGUAUAUGAUAUACACCUGUUCUGCAUUAUCAAAUAACUCUAAUCUUAGUACAGCUAUUGUGUAGAUGAUGAUCUUAUAGCGAAGUUAGUCUCUCCAUAACGAAGUACCGUAGAACAACUAUGGAAAUCUAAAACGAUCUCUCUUUAUUCCAAUUCUUGCAAUAAGAUGUAUUUUGCACUUGCCGUAAGUUAAAGAAAAAAAAUUUUAACCGUCGCUACAAAGUUUAAUUUCAAGUAAUGAAGGAAAUUAGACCUAAAGCUACUAUGAAACUCCAUUUCAGUUUAACAUAUAAGUCUUUCAUCUUCUUAAUUCAUUGACAACUUAUUUUUGGGUUUGUAAAGGAAAUGCUAUAAUUUAGGUGUAUAGGAUCAUCAUCUGGAAAAUCAAUAGCACUCUCUGUCCGAAUGUAAUGCAUAAAAGUAAUUUUAUACACGUUUACCUUCAUAUAUACCAUGUUAUUUUUUAAAAAUAAAGUCUGGUAUUUACUUCUUUA